CCUCUGUUUUGUCGGAAAUUAUGCCACACAUUUAGUAUUAAAUUAAGGGGAUAGUGAAGCUCAAAGAAAUUUUUGCAGACCGGCAAAAUUCACAACGGGAGGGAGAUUUUUACUUUCGACGAAAGAGAAGUGAUAAUGCAAAUAACUACAAUUAGCAAGUGCGUGCGCCAGGAAACGAUUCAGGCCUGCUCUUCUUCAUUUGAGGCUAUGAAAAUGUAGCCGCGUGGCUGUCAAAAAAUGGCCUCUACUCCACCUAUCCAGCCGGAUAUUAUUGCGGAGACCAGCCCCUCAAGCCCGGUGCCCACCACCAUGACCCCAAGCCCGAGCACCUCGACCAUCAGCAAAAAAAGCGGCAGCAAACGAGACUCGAGCCGCAGUGAUGAAUUUCUCCCUAUUGACACAGAUUCAUCAGGGGCCAACAAAAAGGAGAUUAAGUCUGAAAAGUCUUUUGGGGAGAAACCAAAAAAGAAAUCCUCGUGGUACAGCGUCCUCUACCCUACGUACAAAACUCGGUCGGAAGGUUUCAAGCGCCUAUUCAAAGAAUUGCCAUUAGAGGAACGGCUUGUUGUUGACUACUCUUGUGCUUUGCAAAGAGACAUUUUGGUCCACGGGCGGCUGUAUGUGUCUCCAGGCUAUUUGUGCUUUUACGCAAAUAUAUUUGGCUGGGAAACUUCAGUGACUGUCCCUUGGCGCCAAGUUACUGGAUUAACGAAAGAAAAAACCGCACUAGUCAUUCCAAAUGCAAUUCUAGUAACUACCAACAGUGAACGCUUUUUCUUCACAUCUUUCGGGGCGCGAGAUAAAACUUUCCUCAUGCUGUUUAGAAUUUGGCAGAACGCCCUUCUUGAUAAGAGCUUGACCAACCAAGAGUUGUGGCAACUGGUGCAUUCCUGUUACGGUGAUGAAUUGGGCCUGACCAGUGAUGAUGAAGACUAUGUGAGCUCGACAGGCAUGGACGAAGACUCGGUAGCCAACCUCAGUUGCUCACUCGUCAUGGACCAAUCCUCCAAGACUCCUGAAAUGAUCGAGGCACCCAUUACUCCCAUUAUCACGACCACAUGUGUCCAGGACUCAGAGCCUGUCACCAAUAGUCAACCCCUUAACCAAUCCUAUGGCUCUCAGGCUACACCUAUUAAUUUGCUGGACCCUAAUGCUGUCGUGCAGCCCUCCAUCAAUUCUAAUCUUCUGGCAGCCCCAUCGACUGCAGAUUCUGGGUCCGUGCAAACUGAUCUCUCUGACACAACAGAGUCUGAUGCUGAGAAAAAUACUACUAUUGCUGUUUGUCCAUCGCCUCAUGACGGCCGAGAAAUGCUGGACGCCGUCUUUCCAAUACCAGUGGAUCAACUUUUUUCCCUUCUCUUUACUACCUCCACUUUCUUUGUUGCGUUGCACACCAAUAGGAAAACAUACGAUAUCCAAGCUACUUCGUGGACACCUGACAAAAGCACUGGGAUUAAACGUCGACAAGUGACCAUGACGAUUUCGAUUAACAACUCAGUUGGCCCGAAAACUGCGCAAGUCACAGAAGAUCAAGUUAUGUCGCCAGUUUCUAGUCCAGGAAAAAUUUAUGUGAUCGACGUGGAAGCGAACCAAGCAGGAAUUCCAUAUGCCGACUCAUUCUACAUCAUAAACCAUUUUUGUCUUGUCAAAAUUUCCGACACCGAGUGCCGUUUGACGGUCAACUCUCAUCUGAAGUAUCGCAAAAGUGUGUGGGGUCUCGUGAAGACUUUCAUCGAGAAGAACUCUUGGUCGGGCUUGGAGGAUUUCUACAAAGCCCUCUCCAAGGCACUUUCUGCUGAGGCAGAAGCACUUCUGGCCGGAGAAGCAACUUCUGCUGCUGUGAAACGAAAAAACAGGAUAGCACGGCACCGUAGAGUUAGAGCUGGACACGUUGUAAUCACAAGUGAUACCCCCAUUUGCACCACAACUGUUGCAUCCUCUGGAGAAGGCAGCCCAACUGUCCGAGCUGCAUUGGUAUCCCAAUUUGUGGGGAGUGACCGACCUAUGAAUGCAGGAGAGGCUCCGACUUGUUGCUCUUGGAUUAUUUUUGCCACUUUGCUGGCCCUCUUGCUGCUGAAUGCUGUUUUGUACCACAAACUCUGGGGCCUUGAGGAGUGGGGCCGUGAAGUGGCUCUUAACAAAAUUGAACUGCCUUUUGAAAACGAUAAACCCCAGAGUCACGAAGAUUGGCUUCGUCUGCUUCAAAAGCAAGAGGUUCUUCACCGCAGAGAAAUGGAUCACUGGCAAAGAUUUUUAGAUGCUGCCAUAAAUUUAUUGAAGCAGGCAGAGGAGACUUUAAAACAACUGCAUUCCUCAAUCAAAGGGCCCUCCGUUAGCACAGUGUGGGCAGACGAAAGCACAAGUAACGGCAAUAGCUCUCCACCAAGUGAUGAACUCUAGUCUCCUGCAACCAAGCUCUUUACUUUCAUUGCUCUCACCCGAUUUCAAAUAGGAUUAAAUACUUGGAGCAUUCAGUGAUCAGCCAGGUUUUUAGGGUAUUCAAAAGUGAUUCCUUGUCAUUAUUUUCAUGAUGUGAUAGCUGUCUAUUUUGUUGCAUUGCGUAAUUUCACACUAUCUUUUGAAUUAGUUUAGCAUGACAAAUAGUAAUGAGUCACAAUAUUCCAAUAUAUCGCAGACGAGAGGAUGAAUAGACGCUUUUAAUUAAGCCCCAACAAAGUUAAACACCACUGAUUGUGUUGAAUUAAAAGAAGCGGCUCAACUUUUGUUAUCCAAAUUUUAAUUUUAGUUAAAUCUGCAUUUACUGCUGUUACAAAGAAAUCAAAAGUAUAAAGCUUGCAAAACUACUCCACUCGAAAACAGUAUCUGUAUAGCUUCCCAGUGAGAGAAUUAUUGCAGCAUAUAUAUUACAUGUCAGAUUUAUCUUACGUCAAAGGACAAUACAGGAUUAUGAAAAAUGCA
Neocloeon triangulifer is the source of this 2919-nucleotide messenger RNA. Its product is annotated as protein Aster-B-like. Gene Ontology annotation, cellular component: endoplasmic reticulum membrane; plasma membrane; endoplasmic reticulum-plasma membrane contact site. Gene Ontology annotation, biological process: intracellular sterol transport. The record is from RefSeq and is a predicted model, not a curated record. Gene Ontology annotation, molecular function: sterol binding; sterol transfer activity. Bases 238 to 2400 code for a protein of 720 amino acids. The transcript is spliced from 14 exons. Lineage: Eukaryota; Metazoa; Arthropoda; Insecta; Ephemeroptera; Baetidae.